CUGGUUAUGACUUAUGAUCAGUUCAGUAGAAGUAAAACCUACUCUGGCAGCAAUCGGAUCAGUUAAAAAACCAUUCUCCAAUUCGUCAACCUUCAUUAUUUAAAUAUAAGAAGCCCAAUCGACUUGAUAGAUCGCUUCUCAAUUUCAGACUCUGCUCCUCAGUCCUCACUCACUCUAGCCCUUCUUCCAGUCACUAUGUCGUCCAUGGUGAUCCCGAUUCCCUAUCGUCAGCUAUACAUCGAUGGUGAAUGGAAGGAACCUCUCCAACGGAAGCGGAUUCCCAUCAUCAACCCCUCUACCGAAGAGAUCUUAGGGGAUAUUCCUGCGGCCACUGCCGAGGAUGUGGAGAUUGCAGUUGAUGCUGCUCGCAGGGCCUUUUCCAGGAACAAGGGCAGAGAUUGGGCUUCCACUUCCGGGGCUUACCGCGCCAAGUAUUUACGUGCCAUUGCUGCGAAGGUAAUAGAGAAGAAAUCUGAGUUGGCUAAGCUAGAAGCUCUUGACUGUGGAAAACCACUGGAUGAAGCAGCAUGGGACAUGGAUGAUGUUGCAGGAUGUUUUGAGUAUUAUGCUGGACUUGCUGAAGCUUUAGACACAAAACAAAAAGCGCCUCUCUCUCUUCCAAUGGAGACAUUUAAGGGCCAUGUCCUUAAGGAACCGCUUGGUGUUAUUGCGCUGAUUACCCCUUGGAAUUACCCUCUUUUGAUGGCUACAUGGAAAGUUGCUCCGGCUCUCGCUGCUGGGUGUACUGCUAUACUGAAGCCAUCUGAGUUGGCAUCUGUGACUUGUUUAGAGUUGGCUGAAAUAUGUAAAGAAGUAGGUCUACCUGCUGGUGUCCUAAACAUUGUGACUGGGUUCGGUGCAGAAGCUGGUGCUCCUUUGGCAGCUCAUCCUCAUGUUGACAAGAUUGCAUUUACUGGAAGUAGUUUGACCGGAAGCAAGAUCAUGGCUUCUGCAGCUCAAAUGGUCAAGCCUGUUUCAUUAGAGCUUGGUGGCAAGAGUCCAAUUGUUGUCUUUGAGGACGUAGACCUAGACAAAGCUGCUGAGUGGACUCUUUUUGGUUGCUUUUGGACAAAUGGGCAGAUCUGCAGUGCCACAUCGCGUCUCUUAGUGCAUGAAAGUAUUGCAGCAGCAUUUUUGGAGAAACUCGUUAAGUGGACCAGAAACAUCAAGAUUUCAGAUCCCUUGGAAGAAGGUUGCAGGCUUGGACCUGUUGUUAGCGAGGGGCAGUAUGAGAAGAUAAAGAAGUUUAUUCAAACUGCAACAAGUGAAGGUGCUACUGUUUUGUGUGGUGGAAACCGGCCUCAGCAUUUAAAGAAAGGUUACUUUAUUGAGCCAACCAUCAUAACAGAUGUGGAUACAUCCAUGCAAAUUUGGAAGGAGGAGGUCUUUGGACCUGUUUUAUGUGUUAAAACCUUUAGUAAUGAAGAUGAAGCAAUUGAACUAGCAAAUGACACACACUAUGGCUUGGCUGCUGCUGUGAUUUCCAAUGAUCUGGAGAGGUGUGAACGUGUGACCAAGGCCUUUCAGGCGGGGAUUGUGUGGGUGAAUUGCUCACAACCCUGCUUCUGUCAGGCUCCAUGGGGAGGCAUCAAACGGAGUGGUUUUGGGCGGGAACUUGGUGAAGGGGGGAUAGAAAACUACUUGAGUGUGAAGCAGGUUACACAGUACAUCUCAGAUGAGCCAUGGGGCUGGUACCCGGCACCUUCAAAUCCGAAGCUGUGAAAACUUCCAGAGGGCUUUGAUGGACUCCAGAAGUAGAAAAGAUCUUACUUGAAAAAAAAAAAUAUGAAAAAUGGUGAAAAUGAUCUUUAAAUAUGUGGGAUUUAAUAAAUUUAGGAGGAUUGUAAAGUUGAAUUUCAUGUAAUAGAAUUCCAAUUUUUUUUUUUA
Molecule: messenger RNA, 1887 nt
Organism: Macadamia integrifolia
Lineage: Eukaryota; Viridiplantae; Streptophyta; Magnoliopsida; Proteales; Proteaceae
Product: betaine aldehyde dehydrogenase 1, chloroplastic-like
Exons: 15
Coding region: 196-1722 (508 amino acids)
Molecular function (GO): oxidoreductase activity, acting on the aldehyde or oxo group of donors, NAD or NADP as acceptor
Source: RefSeq, a predicted model, not a curated record